Colletotrichum orchidophilum is the source of this 3240-nucleotide messenger RNA. Its product is annotated as elongation factor Tu GTP binding domain-containing protein. Gene Ontology annotation, molecular function: GTP binding; ribosome binding; GTPase activity. The transcript has 2 exons. The coding region runs from base 1 to 3240 and encodes 1079 amino acids. The record is from RefSeq and is a predicted model, not a curated record. NCBI's taxonomy places the organism in Eukaryota, Fungi, Ascomycota, Sordariomycetes, Glomerellales, Glomerellaceae. Gene Ontology annotation, cellular component: ribonucleoprotein complex; cytosol. Gene Ontology annotation, biological process: cytosolic ribosome assembly.
AUGCCUGUUGUUACACCUGACAAGCUGGCUAGCCUGCAAAGGCAUGCCGUGGAUGUACGCAAUAUCUGCAUCCUGGCUCACGUCGACCAUGGCAAAACAUCCCUGACAGACGCCCUCCUGGCAACAAACGGCAUCAUCUCACCCAAACUCGCCGGCAAGAUCCGGUACCUCGACUCGAGACCCGACGAGCAGCUCCGAGGCAUCACAAUGGAGUCCUCUGCCAUCUCCCUCUACUUCUCCAUGCUGAGGAGGUCAGCACCCGACGCCGAGCCGGAAGCCAAGGAGUACCUCAUCAACCUUAUUGACUCCCCUGGUCACAUUGACUUUAGCAGCGAGGUCUCCACCGCUUCGCGACUGUGUGACGGCGCCGUCGUGCUCGUCGACGCCGUCGAGGGCGUGUGUAGUCAGACCGUCACCGUCCUGCGCCAAUCCUGGACCGAGAAGCUCAAGCCCCUGCUCGUCGUCAACAAGAUUGACCGCCUCAUCACCGAGCUCAAGAUGACGCCCGCCGAGGCGUACACCCAUCUGAGCAAGAUCCUCGAGCAGGUCAACGCCGUGCUGGGAAGCUUCUUCCAGGGUGAGCGCAUGGAGGAGGAUCUCAACUGGCGCGAGCGAAUGGAAGAGCGCGUCCAGGCGGCGGCUGCCAAGGAGGCCGGUCUGGACUCCAUGACCGAGUCCGGAGAGCUUCAGUUUGAGGAGCGCGACGACGAGGACCUCUACUUUGCGCCGGAGAAGAACAACGUCAUUUUCAGCAGUGCCAUCGAUGGCUGGGCGUUUACCGUGCGCCAGUUCGCCGGCUUAUACCAAAAGAAGCUCGGCAUCAAGAGAGAUGUGAUGGAAAAGGUGCUGUGGGGAAGCUUCUACCUCGACCCCAAGACCAAAAAGAUUCUGGGCCAGAAGCAUCUCAAGGGUAGAAACCUGAAGCCCAUGUUUGUUCAGCUGGUUUUGGAGCCUAUCUGGACUGUCUACCAAGCUACAGUCGGCGGCGACAACAACAGGGGCGACCCCGCGUUGUUGGAGAAGAUCACCAAGUCCCUCGGACUCACCAUCCCGCCUCACAUUAUGCGCUCCAGAGACCCACGGCUGCUUCUGACCACAGUCUUUGCGUCCUGGCUUCCGCUGUCGACGGCCAUGCUGGUCUCCGUCAUCGAGUCCCUGCCAUCACCUCCAGCGGCGCAAGCCGAGAGAUUGCCCGAGAUGCUCGAGGACGUCCCCGGCUCAGACGCCGUCAGUGAAGAGAUCAAGGAUGCCAUGGUCUCCUUCAAGACCGGUCCAUCAGACCCCAUCGUGGCCUACGUCAGCAAAAUGGUCUCCGUACCCGAGAGUGAGCUGCCCCAGAAUAAGCGCAAGCCGGGCCAGUUGACCGCCGACGAGGCGAGGGAACUCGCGCGCAAGAAGAGAGCAGAGGCGGCUCGCGCUCAAGCCGCCGCCCCCUCCAGCGGGAAUGCAGUCAACGAUCUCACGACGGCGCUCGAAGAGGUCAACCUGGACGGGUACGCCCCCGAGUACGAAGAAAAAGAAGUCGACCCCGAACAUCUCAUCGGCUUCGCGCGCAUGUACUCGGGCACGCUAUCCGUCGGCGACGCCCUCUGGGUCAUCCCGCCAAAAUGGUCCCCCGCCAACCCCAACGCGAACCCGCAACCAAAACAAAUCACCGUCACGGCGCUGUACAUGCUCAUGGGCCGCAACCUCGAAGCCCUCGACUCCGUCCCCGCGGGCGUCGUCUUCGGCAUCGGCGGCCUCGAGGGCCACCUCCUCAAGAACGGCACCCUCUGCAGCCGCCUCGACGGCGCCGUCAAUCUCGCCGGCGUCGCGACCCUCGGAAAACCCAUUGUUCGCGUCGCCCUUGAGCCCGUCAACCCGGCCGACCUCGACAAGAUGAUCCACGGCCUCCACCUCCUCGUCCAGUCUGACCCCUGUGCCGAGUACGAGCAGUUUGGCAGCGGCGAGCACGUCCUACUCACUGCCGGCGAGCUGCACCUCGAACGCUGCCUCACGGACCUCAAGGAGCGCUUCGCCCGCUGCGACAUCCAGGCCGGUGCCCCUAUUGUGCCUUAUCGCGAGACCAUUGUCCGCGCCGAAGAGAUGCGUCCCCCCGCGAACAAGGACCUCGGCCGCGGCGUCGUCGUCGGCACCACCUCCUCCAAGCAGGUCUCCAUCCGCCUCCAGGUCCGGCCCUUGCCCUCCGACGUGACAGACUUCCUCCUCAAGAACGGCGACGUCAUCAAACGCAUGUACUCGGACCGCACCACCGCCACCUCCCAAGGCGAGACGACGGAGACCGCAGGCACCGCCCCCGGCGAGGAAAAGAUCGACGUCGACACCGACCUGACCGCCGCCAAGAUCAUGUCCCUCGACGACUUCAAACAGGGCCUCCAAUCCGCCCUCGAAUCCGGCCGCGGCGGCCGCGAACACUUCAAAUCCGCCGUCGACCGCAUCGCCGCCUUUGGCCCCCGCCGCACCGGCCCCAACAUCCUCAUCGACUCGACAAAAGAAGGCCUCCUCGCCAAACUCUUCUCCCCAACCUCCACCGACCGCGACGGCGCCGGCUCCGCGGCGCCCCAAGCAGACGAGGCCCUCCACCCGGCCCACGUCGCCGACAAGAUCCCCUACGCCUUCCAGCUCGCCACAGCCCAAGGGCCCCUCUGCCACGAACCCGUCCAAGGCAUCGCCGUCUUCCUCGAAGACGUCAUCAUCAACCCCACCGACGACGACACCACCGCCACCGCCCGCGACCGCCUCCCGCGCCUCACUGGCGAAGUCAUCAAAACCUUCACCGCCUCCCUCCGCGCCGGCAUGCUCGACUGGUCCCCGCGCCUCAUGCUCGCAAUGUACACCGUCGAAAUCCAAGCGUCAACAGAAGUCCUCGGCCGCGUCUACGACGUCCUCACCCGCCGCCGCGGCCGCGUCCUCUCCGAGGCCAUGAAGGAGGGCACCCCCUUCUUCUCCAUCCAGUCCGUCCUCCCCGUCGCCGAGUCAUUUGGGUUCGCAGACGAGAUGCGCAAGCGCACGUCGGGCGCCGCGCAGCCGCAGCUUAUUUUCGCCUGGUACGAGGUGCUCGACCAGGACCCCUUUUGGGUGCCGUUUACCGAGGACGAUCUCGAGGAUCUUGGUGAGCUGGCGGAUAAGGAGAAUGUGGCAAAGAGGUACAUGGAUGGCGUCAGGAGGAAGAAGGGGUUGUUGGUUGAGGGACGGAAUGUUGCGAGAGAUGCAGAGAAGCAGAAGACUCUCAAGAGGUAG